This is a messenger RNA of Macrosteles quadrilineatus (aster leafhopper), 4696 nucleotides long. Its product is annotated as sodium-coupled monocarboxylate transporter 1. Gene Ontology annotation, molecular function: symporter activity. Gene Ontology annotation, cellular component: membrane. NCBI's taxonomy places the organism in Eukaryota, Metazoa, Arthropoda, Insecta, Hemiptera, Cicadellidae. The transcript is spliced from 12 exons. The coding region runs from base 126 to 2003 and encodes 625 amino acids. Gene Ontology annotation, biological process: sodium ion transport; transmembrane transport. The record is from RefSeq and is a predicted model, not a curated record.
CAGCGAGCGAUAGUCAGUGUUGGUGCCGGCAUGUCAGUGGACUGCUACGAACCGAGUUGUUUACGUUUGUGUGUCAACUUUUAGGUUUUAUAAGUGAAAAGGUUUUCCCAGAUUGACAUUGCAAGAUGGAGGAGGGCAGCAGUCUGUUGUUUGACAAUGUGGUGUUCGUGGGUUUGAUCCUGAUGUCGGUCAGUGUCGCCCUGUGGUCCAGGUUCUCCGGACCCAAGGAGAGAACGAAGGCAGACUACGUGUUUGCUGCCAGUAACUCUGUCUCUGUAGGCAUGAUGAUGUUCUCCAUCGCAAGAGGUUUCCUUGGAGUCAGGGUGUUUUUAGGUUAUCCAUCUGAAUUGUUCUACAGAGGGACAGCCAUGUGGGAAACACUUUACGGAAUGAUAAUUGCGUUUCCUAUUGUCUGCUUCUUCUUUGUUCCUGUAUACUACAGUCUUGGAAUUACUUCUGUGUACCAGUAUCUUGACAUGAGGUAUAAGUCCAAGCUGGUGCGGAUGCUUGCUUCAGCCACUUACGUGUUCCGCAGUUUGCUAAACCUCGGAGUCACUGUGUUUACGCCCUGCGUCGCCCUCAAGACCAUAUUCGGCUUCCCCUAUUCUGCCUCAAUCUGGGGGAUCGUUUCAUUCUCGUUCAUCUUUACUCUCAUUGGAGGCCUGAGAACAGCCAUUAUCGCAGACAUUGUCCAGCUGUGUGUGAUGAUCGGGUGUGCGAUGACCAUCAUACUGCAAGGCACCAUCAAAGCAGGAGGUAUCUCCAAGGUGAUUGAGAUCAACAGUGACAAUGGCCGUUUUGACUUCUUUAAUUGGAGCUUGGACCCCACAAUCCGAGUCGACACGUCAUCUGCCAUCCUAGGUCAGCUGUUUAUGUCCCUCUCUAUCUUCGGGUGUCAGCAGAACUUUGUGCAAAGAUAUUGUAGUAUGGAGACUCAGGGAAAAGUCACCAAAACACUGCUAGGCAACAUCCCCGUGAUGACCUUCCUCUUCAGCAUCAACUGGAUUGUUGGGAUGUGUGUGUUCGCCAACUACGCAGACUGCGAUCCUCGUAAGCUCGGUUACAUCUCAGACAUUGACGAGAUCCUUCCGUUCUACGUAGAAGACAAGUUCUACUUCCUUCCCGGCUUCCUCGGUUUGGUUAUGGCUAGCUUGUUCAACGGAGCAUUAAGUUUUAUGGUUUCAAAUCUUAAUUCACUCUCCACCGUUUUGUGGGAAGACUUUUUUGCCCAGAUUCCAAUGUUCCAAGGAUUCAAGGACAAGAAACAAGUGUACAUCAUCAAAAUAUUGGGUGGUAUUUGUGGGCUGCUGAUUGUUGGAGUGGCGUACAUCGUGGCUCACAUGGCCGGAGUGAUUGAGGCUGCUAUGAUGAUGACAUCAGCAACCUCUGGACCGCUACUUGGAGUCUUUAUCAUGGCGCUCUUCUUGCCAGCCAGCAACUGGAAGGGAGCUGCAGUGGGGAUGGUAGUGAGUCAUGUCGUAGUGUUGUGGGUGGCCAUCAAUUCUCUCAUGCUGCCCGACGACGUCAAGCCUCCUAUACCCAUGCUGCCUACCACAACCGAGGGAUGUAACAAUGCUACGUUCUCCUCACACAUAGACCCUCCCAUCUGGCUGGUACUGCGAAACCAGUCCUACUUCCCUACGGAGGAGAGCUAUUGGGAGACCAGUGAUGCGGAGGGAGGACCCGAGGUGCACCCUACCAAUCAAGAUGUUGAUGUGAUGACAUAUCUGUACCAGAUGACCUACAUGUACUAUGCUGUGUUUGGAACUGUCAUCACAGUAGUGCUUGGUAUGCUCAUCAGCUAUAUAACAGCGUCCGAUGAUGACCAAUACGACGAGACUUUGAUUCACCCUAUGGCACUCAAGAUCAGUAACAUGUUCCCUGGCAAGAGACGAUGUUUCAUCACGUCAGUACACGCAAACUCAGUGAACACCAGCAAUGUAACUACCAUCAGUGACAAGGUGCCGGAGAAAUACUCAGGGGCGAACAGCGAAAACCUAUGAGACUCCCUCGGAGAUCCUCUCAAACUCAGCUGUGAUAUACGUUCUUAAUACACGUCCAUUAACGUUAGUUUAGCAUUUAGCAUUUCCAGGUCUGAACAGUGACUUAAGGUAGUGAAUCUUUACUGGUGUACAUAGUGUAAGGUGAGAAAAUUGUGAACUGAUACAUUUUUAUAAAUGAUGCUCGAUUAUUUCUCUAGUGUAUAUAUUCUUCUUACUAAACAUUAGACAGACAUUGUAUGCAAAGUUGAAAUCCAGCACCUACUUCUUAGGGCAUAUUGUGAUAUUCCAGAGUCUAAAAAUGUACAAUUGCUUAUUCAGACAAGUUUACUGUUCUAAUUUUGGAUACAGUUCCGCAGAGAACCUAUUAUAUAUUAUCAGAAGAUAUAUUACAGUAGACUCCCUCUUAUCCGGACUCCUCGGGACAGAGGCCAGGCCGGAUAACGGUUUUUCCGGUUAAACUGACAUCCCCAGAAUCUCGUUAAAACGGACCGUUUAAAUGCAUACUCUAUACAGUAUUUGACUUAAAAUUAGGAGAGCAUUGUAUUUAGACACAUAAUCACUGGUGUCAAAUCUUUCCCACGAGAACAGUGAUUUCAGUACCGCCCAUUUCCUGCCGAUCUAGUCCGGUUAAACCAAUGUGCUGAUAAAAAUUAUCCGGAUAAAGAGAUGUCACUUCUACCGAGUGUAGUCCAGAUUAACCGAUGGUCGGUUAAAAAGUGUCCGGAUAAGAGGGAGUCUACUGUAGUUUGAUAUAAAAAUUCUGAUCAAAAUACUUCAAUUGGUAAAAAUCUGUAAAUAUUAAUUUUCUUUUAUGGGGCUUUGGAAGUAGAGUACAACCAGCCACCUUUUUACAGUGUGCCGUGCCGUUUAGGUUAGGUUAUGUUGGUUCGGUAGGCUAUAUGACAUUUAUGAAAAAAGAAAGAGGAAUGCAAACAAACAAAUCUCUUCAACAAGUUACACAAAAUAUCAGCUUUUAUUUACCUUGUUUAUUAUCAUCAUCAUAAACUAAACUAAGCCAAACUGAACAAAACUAACCCAACCGCCGCAGCACAGUGUGAAAAAAGUCUUAUGGAAAAACAUUCAAUCAAUAUCUAUAUAGUGAGAAGACUACAUCUGAAACGAUAUAAAUAUCAAACUUAUCUUUCAUCCAAAAAUAUAUCAUAGGUUCUAUGCGGAACUGAACUGAUGAAUACAAAUCCUUUAAGAAGUGAAAGCUUAUGGAGAAAAGUCAGACUGGAAUUUUGGCGCCGAAAUGAGCUUUGCGUGGCCAGGAAACUAUCCAAAAUUCAAAUAUAUCCCGACUGAAUUUUGAACAAAGACAUUGCGCUUGUUAAAGGGUUUGUAUUCUUUGACGGUACCCCAAAUUUUAAGACUUACUUUGAUCCUACAACUAGAAUUGUUGCUUUUGAAGAUAGAUGAAAGAUUCUUCCUUUUUUAUAUGUUAUAUUUAAGGAGACACGGGCCUAUACUGGUCAAAAGGUUUACCUUAUGUUUGAAUUGAAAUAAAAUUUUAAAAAUUAAGAUUAGGACCCGUUUUUACUGUUUUACUUAUAUGAAACAGCAGAAUUUGAAGGUUUUUUUUUAAAUAAUGAGUAAUGAAUUACUGAAUCUCAUAAUUGAAUACACGAAUGUCUCAUUGAAUAAAUAAAUGUAAAUAAAUUAAUAAAUAAUUUAAAUACCAUCAAAUUUUAAUUAAAUAUACAUUUAUGAUUCUGUAAUAUAAAAUACACAAUAAGAUGUCUAGGGGCUGAGAUACUGUACAUAUGUUUUUGUAAAUUUUAUGUCUAAGUGAUGCAUGAUAUUGAUUUUUUGUUGUUUGUCAUGACAUACAAAGUUUGUUGAUAUUUGUAAUGCAUGCUUAUCUACAAAUCAUAUUAUGUUAAAGUGGUGCUUUAGAAGUUUAAGAGUUCAAAUGACUAUCUGAAAAAGGACUGCAUACUUUUAAGAAGUUAGUUUUUAUUUAGUUUUGGAUGGAAAUGAAGAAGUGGUGCUUAUCUGACUAAAAUAAGUUUUGAGAAACUCAGUUAAUAUGUGUUAAUAUUGCGCCAUUUUCAGUAUACUCUUACAAAAGGUAAUGUGUGUUGUAAUGUAAAUAAUUGUGGUCGUCUAGUAAUUUUUGAAUUUAUUUAGUGUGACUUUGUGGGUAUUUGAUCUGUGCAACGGGAUUAAAAAAACUUUACAUGUAUACUUUUCCUAUCAAUGGGUUCCAGGUCUUAAUUGGAGUUAAUAAACUUUGAGAGAGCAAUUAGGAAUUUAAAUGUAAAUAUUACCUUGCUAGUGUCUAAACAUAGUAAUAACUCAUUUAUGUAAAUAAACAUAGGCCUACCAAAAUAUUGUAUAGUAAUAAAAAAGUUUGUUGUUUAGUGUGGAUGAAAUCCUGGUUUACAGUAUUAUUAAGUCAAUAAAAAGUAAUCAUAUAAAAUAUUAUAAAAAUUAAAAAAAAAAAUUGUCUUGUUUGAAUCAUAAAAUUUGGGCGACUCAAAAAUAUAAAAUACAAGGCGAAUAUACCGGACAUUCAAUGCAUUUUGUUCCUCAUAGAAGACACAGAGCAAAGGAGUUACUUGCCAUUUAGUUUUAAGUAAAUGUAUUUUUUUUAGUUUUAGGUUUGUUAAUUUCUGAUAGCAUUAGGUAUUGUCAUUAUUUUUAGAAUAUGUAAAGACAUUUUGAAUAAAAAAUAAUAUUUAUUUAGUAAA